CGUAUUCAACCUGCAAAUGUGUGCGAAGAUAGUAUGAUUUCUAUUAAGUUUAAUGAUUUUAACGAGCUUAAACGAAAUGCUGAGUUUAUGUAUUCAAACAUUAUAAAAAAUGAAAGAAUGUGCCAAGGUUCAGAGCAAAAGUUUUGUGCAUUAUGUUACUCAUGCUUAGGAAAAGAAAGGCAUCAAAGAGAUUGGAAUUUUGAUUGUGACCAUGUAGCAGGUGUCACUUUAUUGCGAUCAAGUGGCCCAAAAGAUUUCAUUGCUGCAUUUGAUGAACCGUCGAAUACUACAAUGGGAAAAAAUGAUGACGAUUGGAUAAUUCCGGGUCUUUUAUCACACAAAUCUUCAAUUUAUUCUGAUACAGAACAAUGGUAUUUAUUACAUUGGCUCAUAUGGUUAUCUGAUAAAUCUACUUUCCAUGAUCGACACUAUAAAGCUAUUGAUAAUUGGGAAGGUGGAGAAUUUUUUAAUUUACAUCUUUCUGACUACUUACGAACUGUAGUAAUAUAUAUUUAUGGUGGCACUUAUAUGGAUAUGGAUGUUCUUUGGUUGCGCAAACCAACUGAUGUUAAAAAUGAAUAUUUAGCUAUUGACCAUACCGAAACGUUUGUGGAUUGGAAUCUAGAAGGUGUUGAAUAUAUAGAAAAUUGUAAUAUGCGUCUACGUAGAUUACGACGAAUGUUUAAAGAUAUGAUGGAAAAGGUAUACUCUGAAGGUUAUGAUCCUAAUUGUAUCACUUGUGUGGGCCCUAUUGUUUUAACAAAGUUUGUUAAAGAGCAUCGCACUCUAAUAGAUAAAUCUGGCAUUCAUUUGCUUCCUGUUUAUUUUCAUUUUCCAUAUCACUAUUUUACAACCGUCGAAUUAAUAAAUCGACAUGAAGCGCCACUUGAAAAACUUUACAACUUAUCGCUUUCAUCAUGGUCUAUUCAUUGGUUUAAUCACGCUACAGAAUCGUCUAAAAUUGAUGAUGAAAGUGUACUUGCUACGGCUUUUAAAAAGUUUUCUUUAAGCGUAUCAGAUACAAAAUUAACUUUACAAGGACCAACGAAAUAUCAAUAUAAUUUUUCAAAUAUAACUGAUCAACUAAAUCAAAUAGUAUCCGCAAAUGGCCGUUUUGAAGGUUUAGAUGUGAUUCGUGUACAUGGUAAGUUAGAACAUGUACAUCAAGUAGAAAUUAGGGCAAAGACUCAAUAUGGCAUGUUGUCGUUCGAUCCAAGUGGAAGGG
Molecule: messenger RNA, 1225 nt
Organism: Racocetra fulgida
Lineage: Eukaryota; Fungi; Glomeromycota; Glomeromycetes; Diversisporales; Gigasporaceae
Source: the annotation of a GenBank genome assembly